Cylicocyclus nassatus is the source of this 489-nucleotide messenger RNA. Lineage: Eukaryota; Metazoa; Nematoda; Chromadorea; Rhabditida; Strongylidae. The record is from the annotation of a GenBank genome assembly.
AUGACUCUAUGGCGUCGUCCACGGUCACCAGAAUGGACCGAUGUAGACCAACGUUUCGAAGAGAUGUCGCGACGAAUUGACCGAGCCUUGGAAGAAUGUCGACAAGACAUGCGCCGAUUUGAAGAGAGUUUCUUCCCAGCAGCCAAAUACGGUGAAGCGCAAAAGGUGACAAAUGAUGACAAGAAAUUUGCUGUGACAUUGGAUGUUUCACAGUUUCACCCGGAUGAGGUCAAAGUGAAUUUAGAGGGAAGGACUUUGAAAAUUGAGGGAAAGCAAGAGCACAAAGCAGACAAAAGCUAUUCCAAAAGAUCAUUUGUGAGAACGUGGAGGCUGCCGGACGAGGCUGACGUUGAUGCAAUCAGAUCCAGUCUCAGUGAUUCUGGGAGACUGUCCGUGGAAGUGCCAAAAUUUCCUGCGGCGAAUGUGAAUUCGAGAAGCAUUCCAGUCACCUAUUCGAAAUCAAACCAACGAGAGACUAAUAUCCAUUAA